Rattus norvegicus (Norway rat) is the source of this 1821-nucleotide messenger RNA. It is a transcript of the gene Faap24, whose product is annotated as FA core complex associated protein 24. Gene Ontology annotation, molecular function: chromatin binding. Gene Ontology annotation, cellular component: FANCM-MHF complex; Fanconi anaemia nuclear complex; chromatin. The record is from RefSeq and is marked provisional. NCBI's taxonomy places the organism in Eukaryota, Metazoa, Chordata, Mammalia, Rodentia, Muridae. Gene Ontology annotation, biological process: interstrand cross-link repair. The coding region runs from base 477 to 1142 and encodes 221 amino acids. The transcript is spliced from 4 exons.
GAAGUGGCAGGGCCUCAGGUGCCUCCUACAGAGAUUUUAGACCCCGAAGCGGUGAGCUUUCCUGACGUUGUAGCUCCUGACAGGGACAAGGAGCCACCUUAAGCUUCCUGUUAGGACACCAGAGCUAAGGGAGGCGCUUACAAAGAGGGUCGGAGUCACCAAAACAGAAAUCUCCCGGUUUUAGCUCGGGGUGGUGGCGCCCGGCUGUCAUUCUAGCACUUAGGCUGCUGAGUUCAAGUCCAGCUUGAACUAGUAGUCAACUGUCAGUACAAAGCCAAGCUUGAUAAUAAGACACAGUCAUAUUUCGAAGAUAAAUAAGUACAUUUAUUUAACUCAGACUUCAGUUAAAGUAGUUCAAUGCCUGAAAAGCCACUCUAUAGAUCCUGCCAGAGAGGUCUGGAUUUUGUAUAGAACUGUGUGCUACAGCGCCUGCUCUAGUGAGGUCUUGCAUUUUCCUCAUUAGACCAAAACCACGGAUGGAAAGGAACCCCCCUGGUGGUACUGGUCCAGUCCACGUGCCACUGGGGCAUAUUGUGGCUAAUGAAAAAUGGCGCGGAUCCCAACUGGCUCAGGAGUUGCAAGGAAAAGUUAGACUCAUUUUUGAGGAGGGUCUGGCAUCGACAGAUUUUUACCUGUCUAGCAAAUCCUGCAUUCUCUAUAUCACUGAAGCAGAUCUGGUGGCUGGACAUGGUUACAAAAAAAGACUUGCUCGCUUUAGAAAUUCUGCACAUCUUCAAGGGAUCGUAAUAGUUGAGAAAACCCAGAUGAGUGAACAGUACUUCCCAGCAGCCCAGAAGUUUACUGUGCUAGACCUCGGAAUGGUGCUGCUUCCAGUAGCCAGCCAGUCAGAAGCAUCCUGCCUCAUCUUCCAGUUGGUUCAAGAGCAAACCAGAGAGCCCAGCAAGAACCCUUUCCUCAGGAAAAAGCGCUCCAUGCUCUCUGAGUCCUCCCUUGUUCAAACUGUGCAGCAGAUCCCGGGGGUUGGUAAGGUUAAGGCCCCCCUUCUGCUCCAGAAGUUUCCAAGCAUCCAGCAACUAAGUAACGCUUCCACCCAAGAACUGGAGGAAGUCGUGGGACGCACAGUAGCACAGCAAAUCCACACCUUCUUCACCCAGCCUAAGCGACAGCAGUCCUGGCACUGACUUUGCUGUCAGACUACAAACUACAGCAUCUGGUUUUCAUAUUUAAAAAGGAAGAAAAGUUCUCUCAGUGGCAACAGGCUAAAGACAAGGAGAGGACGAUGAGUCUCACAGAAUCACCCUGCCUCAUUGUCUGUCUGGGCAGCAACCUGGUGGGGCUUGGGGGCCUCGGGUGACACUGCCUACUUUGUGCUAAGAUGAAGAGGAUCCCAUAGGGAUCUUCCAGAGACUCAUUCUCAGCAGCAGCCAGCUUGAGCGGAUUUGCACAAAGCACUUUGCCCUGCCUCUGUCACUGAGAGGUCCUGGGAGGGGAGGGUCCAGCACUGAGCAGGGCGUGCCCCUGUUCCCAGUGUCAGGGCCACAGCUCAGGUCUUCUCUGCACAUGUCAGGUACCUGUGCUCUGGAGUUUCUGCCAGUGUCAACAAAACGUCUUUCCUACUUCAUAACCCCUUCCUCCCUUCUCAACACAAGAAAACUAUUUUGGUUUUUUUUGGAGGAUGUAGAAGACAUAUUUAGGAUAAAAUAAAAGCAAAAAAAAAAAAAAAAAACUAACUCAAACAAUGAACAUGACUUUAUUUAAAUAUUUAUACAAACAGCCCCAGGGACAGCGGGCACGCUUUCCUUAAGGCGUUUGUGUUCUUGAGAUAUUGCACAAUAGAAAAAUAUUUAAAUCCUUGUUACU